CAUGUUCAAGUUCAACAACAGCAACCUGGACAUAUGGACAGAAACGUACGGCAUUGGAUUCUACCUCAAUUACCUCUCACGCUGGCCCGAUCUCUGUUGUGUGCAGGAAGCACCAAGCGGUCGCAUGAUGGGAUACGUUCUUGGAAAAGCUGAAGGCAGCGGUACAGAAUGGCAUGGGCACGUCACAGCACUAACCGUCGCACCGGAAUACCGCCGACUCUCGCUCGCUCGCAAGAUGAUGUCCCUACUCGAAAUGGUCUCUGAAGAGAUCUACAAGGGAUUUUUCGUGGAUCUUUACGUCCGAUGCGCGAAUUUGGUGGCCAUCAACAUGUAUGAAGGAAUGGGCUAUAGUGUGUACCGUAGGGUAAGGGAGUAUUACGGAACACUUGGAAUAGGAAAGGGUGGAAGAGAUGAAGAAGACGCCUUCGACAUGCGGAAACCUCUCGUACGAGAUGUCAAUCGUCGUUCUGUCCGGCCAAACGGAAGAGAUAUCAUCGUCAGUGCACACGAUGUUUCAUA
This is a messenger RNA of Cyclocybe aegerita, 519 nucleotides long. Lineage: Eukaryota; Fungi; Basidiomycota; Agaricomycetes; Agaricales; Hemipholiotaceae. The record is from the annotation of a GenBank genome assembly.